Messenger RNA from Lipotes vexillifer (Yangtze River dolphin), 1553 nucleotides. It is a transcript of the gene L2HGDH, whose product is annotated as L-2-hydroxyglutarate dehydrogenase. Bases 1 to 1392 code for a protein of 463 amino acids. The record is from RefSeq and is a predicted model, not a curated record. Gene Ontology annotation, molecular function: (S)-2-hydroxyglutarate dehydrogenase activity. The transcript is spliced from 10 exons. Lineage: Eukaryota; Metazoa; Chordata; Mammalia; Artiodactyla; Lipotidae.
AUGGUGCCAGCGCUACGUUACCUAGGCAGUGUCUACGGACUGGCCCGCGGGGGGUUUCCCGGGGGCUUCUCCGCGGCGUGCGCGCCCGCGCCGGGGAAGCCCUGGCUGUUGUGCCAAGGUGGCCGCAAAGCCAGCACCAGCUCAUUUGAUGUAGUCAUUAUUGGUGGCGGAAUUGUGGGGCUUGCCUCUGCCAGAGCACUCAUCCUGCAACAUCCAGCUCUUUCCAUUGGUGUUCUGGAAAAGGAGAAAGAUUUAGCUAUUCAUCAGACUGGACAUAACAGUGGUGUCAUACAUAGUGGAAUUUAUUAUAAACCUGAAUCUCUGAAAGCUAAGUUAUGUGUACAAGGCGCAGCCCUCAUCUAUGAGUACUGUAACCAAAAGGGAAUUUCCUACAAGCAAUGUGGCAAGCUUAUAGUAGCUGUUGAACAAGAAGAAAUUCCCAGACUUAAGGCCCUGUAUGAGAGAGGCCUGCAGAAUGGUGUCCAGGACCUGAGGCUGAUCCAGCAAGAGGACAUAAAAAAGAAGGAGCCAUAUUGUAGGGGUCUAAUGGCUAUUGAUUGUCCUUAUACUGGCAUUGUGGACUAUCAGCAGGUGGCUUUGUCAUUUGCCCAGGAUUUCCAAGAAGCAGGUGGCUCUGUUUUGACCAGUUUUGAAGUAGAAGAUAUUGAAAUGGCUAAAGAAAGUCCUUCAAGAAGUAAAGAUGGAAUGAAAUACCCAAUUGUUAUAAGGAAUACAAAGGGAGAGGAGGUUCGAUGUCAGUAUGUUGUGACAUGUGCAGGACUUCACUCAGACCGUAUUUCCGAGUUGAGUGGCUGCAAUCCCAAUCCGCGAAUUGUACCAUUCCGGGGAGAUUACCUGCUCUUGAAGCCAGAAAAACGCUAUCUUGUAAAAGGGAAUAUUUAUCCAGUCCCAGAUAGCCGAUUUCCUUUCCUAGGAGUUCACUUCACACCAAGGAUGGACGGCAAUAUUUGGCUAGGGCCGAAUGCAGUUCUUGCCUUUAAACGAGAGGGUUACAGACCCUUUGACUUCAGUGCCAGAGAUAUUAUGGAUAUAAUUAUCAAGAGUGGCUUGAUUAAACUGGUGUUCCAGAAUUUUUCCUAUGGAGUUAAUGAAAUGUACAAAGCCUGUUUUCUCAGUGCAACAGUGAAGCACCUUCAAAAGUUUAUCCCUGAAAUUACUAUCAGUGACAUACUUAGAGGUCCAGCUGGAGUAAGAGCCCAAGCCCUGGAUAGAGAUGGAAAUCUCGUAGAAGAUUUUGUAUUUGAUGGAGGAGUUGGGGAUAUUGGAAAUCGCAUUCUUCACGUGAGAAAUGCACCUUCCCCUGCUGCCACUUCUUCCCUUGCAAUUUCUGGAAUGAUUGCAGAUGAAGUACAACAGAGAUUUAAAUUGUAAAUAAUGAAAGGAGCUAGGUAUGCAUUUUAAUCUCCACAUUCAGCAACAAGAAUGCACUAACUACAUUCUUUAAGUUUCAUUUAAGAAAAAUGGUUUAAAAUGUCAUUUUAGAUAACCACUGAAUUUUUACAAUUAUGUAAUGCAGAAAUAAUGAUUUUUUA